UCGGCGGCAACGUCACCAAGUCACCAAUCGACCAUGUGGACGUUCGCCGUGUGCGCUUUGGCCUGCGGUCUGGCACGGGUGUCGGCGGCCGCCGCCGUCCGGGAAACAGAGUCCAAGUUCUGGUUGGAGAACGGGAAUCGGAUGUUGGAUAUGAGGUUCAAGAUGCAACUGCAGACGAACACGGCCAGGAACAUGAUCAUGUUCUUGGGGGACGGCAUGUCGUUGACCACGCUGACGGCCGCCAGGAUCUACCAAGGACAGCUGCGCAACGGUUCGGGCGAAAACGAGCGGCUGAGCUUCGAACGGUUCCCGUUCACGGGCAUCUCGAAGACGUACUGCGUCGAUUUCCAAGUGCCCGAUUCGGCUUGUACGUCCACGGCCUACCUGUGCGGUGUCAAGACCAACAAAGGUGCGAUCGGUGUGUCGUCUAAAGUAUCGUUAUUCGACUGCCCGGCGUCGGUGUCCGAAGACGCGAGAACGACGUCCAUCAUGCAAUGGGCCCAGUGGACCGGCAAAGCUACCGGUAUCGUAACCACGACUAGAGUAACGCACGCAUCGCCGGCCGGCGCAUAUGCCCACGUCGCACACAGGGACUGGGAAUCGGACAGUGACAUGCAGCGUAUUGGCCGGGGUAAAACGAACGUCACGCAGUGCGAGGACAUAGCGAGGCAGUUGAUCACUAGAGACCCCGGUCAAAAUUUUAAGGUCAUCUUGGGCGGCGGUCGUAGCAAAUUUCUUUUUAAAGAAAGCGACAACUCCACUGGUGAACGUUUGGACGAAAAUCUGAUCGACGUUUGGAAAAACAAUAAGCUGAAUCGGUUCCCCGGUCAAACGACCAAAUAUGUCACGAACAGGGAAGAACUAAUGAACGUGAACGCAUCGAAAGUCGACUACUUAUUAGGUCUGUUCCAUGACAGUCACAUGGAUUAUCGACUGAAAGCGGACGCGAACAAGCAGCCCACGUUGCAGGAGAUGACCAAGAAAGCCGUCGAGGUGCUGCAGAAGGAGCCGAACGGUUUCGUGUUGUUCGUGGAGGGCGGCCUCAUCGAUAAGGCUCACCACGAGACGUGGGCGAAAAUUGCCCUGGAUGAGACGGUCGAGUUCUCGAAAGCGGUCGCGGCGGCCGCGGAGAUGACCGACGAGGACGACACGUUGAUCGUGGUCACGUCGGACCACGCGCACACCAUGACCAUGGCCGGAUAUCCGGUGCGGGGCGAGAACAUACUCGGCUCGCCGCGUACACUAGCCGACGACAACAAGGCGUACACUACGCUGAGCUACGCGAACGGUCCGAAAGUCUCGUUCGAACUCGACAACAGCACGAACGCGUGUCGCAGACUGGACGUGACCAACGAAGAUAUCGCUAAAGUUGACUUCCAAUAUCCGAGUUUGGUGCAUUUGAACGCGGAGACUCACGGAGGAGACGACGUAAUGGUGUUCGCCAGGGGUCCUUGGGCUCAUUUGUUCACCGGCAACUUCGAACAGAAUGAAAUCCCUCUGGCCAUGGCGUUAGCAGCCAAUCUUCCCACUAAGCGUCCGGAGCGUGACUCUCAUUCGCUCAGCGGUGCAGUGUCCCGACUUCACUCCGUAGGACUCAUCUCGACAUCCGUGUUAGUAGGUCUUUUAGGGACUUUCCGAUUCGGAUUGUAGAUCUCAAAUCAUCAUCGCCAUUUUACCUCUCACUCGCGAUUUUCUAUUCAAAAUGUUUUAAAAUCAUCACAAAUAUGAUAACUUCAAAACCGACCCAUGUAUUAUUAUUGUUACUAUUACGGUUUAGAAAAAACAAUCAAGUCGUCAGUUAUGAUCACAUUUUAUGACUUAUCAUUAUAUUUAUUUAUAUUAUAAUAUCAUAUUUGUUAUUUUGUAUAGUUCUUCCAAGGUGGUCCUAUAUUAUUGUCCGAGAAGGAAAAUAAACAAAGUUUUUGGUCAUUUUAAA
Messenger RNA from Sipha flava (yellow sugarcane aphid), 1936 nucleotides. Its product is annotated as membrane-bound alkaline phosphatase-like. NCBI's taxonomy places the organism in Eukaryota, Metazoa, Arthropoda, Insecta, Hemiptera, Aphididae. Bases 34 to 1650 code for a protein of 538 amino acids. The transcript has 6 exons. Gene Ontology annotation, molecular function: alkaline phosphatase activity. Gene Ontology annotation, biological process: dephosphorylation. The record is from RefSeq and is a predicted model, not a curated record.